Danaus chrysippus (African queen) is the source of this 1374-nucleotide messenger RNA. Lineage: Eukaryota; Metazoa; Arthropoda; Insecta; Lepidoptera; Nymphalidae. The record is from the annotation of a GenBank genome assembly.
AUGUCUACCGGUCCGAAGAUUGUUCACAAGCAGUUCAACUCUCCCAUCGGCCUGUACUCCCAACAGAAUAUCCAGGAGACCCUCAAUAAGCAUCUGCAGAAUCUCGACAAUGGCACCGUCGGCAUUGACUUCCAAAAUCCAGUAACCGACAAACCAGCCAAUCUAGCCAACUCAGCCGUUCUGCGAAUGCUUGAAGAAGAGGAACGCAAUCGUAAAGGCCUACCAAAAUUAGAUCAAACUCAAGUCCAGGCGAUUUUGGAUAACCUUGUCCACGCUCGGAGACGAUUUGACAAACUUUGGCCACCUGAAAAACCCGAUUCGACUCGAGGUUGGAACGGUCAAGUCAAUGCUACGUCAUAUAUUUAUUCUGAACUAAUGAAGGCUACUAAAGGCGAGCUCCAUGAAUCAACAUCUAAUAUUAGUGCGCUGAAAAGAUGCAACAGAGACCGAGUAUCGGAUUCAACGAGAACAUUCACAGACCAAAAAUAUUUAAAAUCUUCAACAAUGUUAUCACUAUCUGUUGAUAUUGAAAUUAAUGUACAGAUGUUUAACGACUUACCACUUGGUCAAAAGAAGGUAGUUUGGCCUCCAGUGCCCGAAACUAACGGUUAUCAUCAACCACAGCAGCAGAGUCCCGCAUACUACAACAACGCACAGACCCCCAAUCAGCAAUAUUCCCCACAACCUCCAGUUCAACAACCCGUGAACCGUCAGGCCCCACAAUCCCAAUUCUCCCCAUCCAGUUACCCUUCAUACCAAGCACAGGGUCAGCCAGCGUAUUGCGACGGGAAACGCCAAGAAGCAACAGGUCUAAGUAAACUGAUCCCUGUGGGGCCUGGUGUCACAGCCUCCCCUGUUUCCCCUUACCGCCAAGGUCCUCUCUCACCAAGUGCCCAGCCCUACAAACAACAACCCAGUCGCUGGGCCCCAGUACCAGCCCCGGUCUCUCCCCAGCCACAAUACGGAUCACAGCCACAAUACUCGCCGCAGCCACAAUACUCUGAACCAGUGUACCAGCCACCUCAAAGACAAUUUGAACCUCCACCGACAACCAUAACCCUUCGUCAACAACCACCGGUUCACCAGCAACCUCCUCCAGUCUUUGCCAGCCAACCAGCAACAGCGUCGCUUAAAGGAGGCGUAAACAUGCGUGGAGAUCAGAAAUGGCCGCCGCAGUCGGUGAAGGAUGCAGUUGAUGCUGAGAAUGAGGCCAGAAGACAACUGGCCAAAGGACCAGCUUGCAGACCACGCAAGGUUAAAAAGGACUACACGGAAUUCUUUUCGCAGCACGCCCUGAAUCACAGUUACACAAGUUACCGCGUCCCACCCGGCACGCAACACUUUGAACCCCUCUCGGGCCGAUCAUCAUAUUAA